AUGACGUCGCUAUUUCUCAAUGUGCCCUCCACCUUUUCGCGAAAUCGUAUUAAUGCCACACCUGAGCGACAUGGCGACGACGACGAUUAUCUUUCCUCAGACCUGGAGCUCUCCUUCGCGUCCACAGUGUCUUUAAACUCUCCCCCCAAGGAGCCAGUCGCGUUGACACCCGAGAGCGAUUACGGAGUUCCAAUGGACAUAUCUCCAGCGCCGCCCAAAUUCCAACCAACCAAAGCCGCCACUCGUCCUCGAGCUUUCACCAGCGCCGCCUCAAGUCGUGUGUUCGGCAGUGAUGUCAGCAACCAUUCCUCUUCUCAACGAGGGGUCUCUGGCUCCACUCAUUCGGGUUUGAAGCGUACUCAACGAUCUGCAUUGCCCAUGGAAUGGCUCAUGGCAAGCCCUAUCAAAGACACCUCAACAUCGAAUCAUGAUAGUACUUUCCUCUCAACGUUGGAACCCGCAUCACCUAUGGACGUGGAUUCGUCGUUCGCCGAAGUCGAUAACCCAGUCACCUCAUCCCCCUUGGCGUCCUCCGCGACAAUCACCAGUUUUAACAGCCUUUUCUAUGAGAAUGCAUCUCCAGGAGCUACAUGUUUUGAAAGUCCUACUAUACGUCUUCCGAAGAAACGGCGUUCUUUUUCUCCUUUGACUGGUACCUCUGAAAGAGAGGCUGCGUCAUCAUCCCCGGGGCUACCAUCCUCGCCCUCGGAUCGCAAGUUGGGCAGAAUAGUGAGCGGACCGGUACUGUUUGGCGGUAGUAAAUCGUCCUUUUCUGGUAUCAGCCCUCCGCCUGUGAAUGCGCUCAAGAGACCCCGCAGGCCUGCUCUUUCUGCAAUAGUGCAUCCGUCCCAGGCGAAUGCUUCCUCGGUAUAUCCUCUUCUUUCACCUGACGAACAUUCGAACGAAGACAAAUCCGAGAAGCAGCUUCCACCCGCGCGUCGCGCAUUCUCUGCCAUGGUACCUCCGUCCGUCCUAGUAGACUUUUCGGAUGAAUCUUUCGAUGGCUUGGAUGGUUCGUCUCCUGCGCAAGCAUACGCACAACGUCAGCAAGUGAAGACAAUCCGACAUUGUGAUGGCACUGAUGACUUCAGGCCAUUGACUGGCGCCACUGCCUUGGUCAUGCAGGAGAGCCCUUCUGCGAAGUUCAUGUGCUCGGGGAUGCCUGGCUUCGGAGAUAAUGAGCUCAUGGGUAAGGUAUUACCUUGCCAUCGAGUUUCGGAAGACGGCUUGAUGAGAAUAACGGUCGACACGCUUGAUGAUCUCCUAGAUGGCGUCUAUGACUCCCAGAUACGCGACUUCCGCAUUAUCGAUUGUCGGUUUGAUUAUGAAUACCAGGGUGGCCACGUCCCAGGUGCUAUCAAUGUCAACACGACGAGCGCCGUUGAGGAACACUUGCUUGGACCGAUUAUAAUGAAGCCCAAGCCAAGUGUUAGCGGCGAUUCUACCGCAAAAACCAUUUUGGUUUUCCACUGCGAAUUCAGCGCUAAGCGGGCACCCACUUUUGCCAAACAUCUGCGCUCCAAAGACCGCUCCAUGAACCAUCACGUGUACCCAAAGGUCCACUAUCCUGAGGUCUACAUUCUGGAAGGCGGAUACUUCAAGUAUUUCCAGACAUCCCGAUGCCGACCUUCUGGCUACACUCCGAUGGACGAUCCCAGUCAUGCUACUUCACGUCGAGAAGAUCUUGACCAAUUUCGCAAAGCAAAGUUUGGUCGCCACAAGUCUUAUGCGUACGGGGAUGGAAAUAAUAGGAUGUCCUCAUCUGGUCUAUCUAUGCUGGUUCCCAAGAGGAACACAGCGCCAAGUGGAGGAAACACACACGUAUUUGCGGCUGCCACUGUCGCACGCAGUCGCCGUGGGGGAGCCAGUGCGACCUUGACCACCCUUGCUGAAGACAGCAUGGCGACUGCUGAUGGCAAUGAUACUGACACUGAUAUUGGCGAUAGCCCCUGUCCUCCUCCACCCACGAAAGGCAAGAAAGGCCGUGGCUCACUAUCAAGAGCAGAUACAUAUGGACCGUCCAGGUUGCCGUUCUAA
This is a messenger RNA of Guyanagaster necrorhizus, 2037 nucleotides long. RefSeq lists its product as uncharacterized. Gene Ontology annotation, biological process: positive regulation of G2/MI transition of meiotic cell cycle; protein dephosphorylation; positive regulation of G2/M transition of mitotic cell cycle. The transcript is spliced from 4 exons. The record is from RefSeq and is a predicted model, not a curated record. Gene Ontology annotation, molecular function: protein tyrosine phosphatase activity; thiosulfate-cyanide sulfurtransferase activity. Gene Ontology annotation, cellular component: cytoplasm; nucleus. The coding region runs from base 1 to 2037 and encodes 678 amino acids. NCBI's taxonomy places the organism in Eukaryota, Fungi, Basidiomycota, Agaricomycetes, Agaricales, Physalacriaceae.